This is a messenger RNA of Entrophospora sp. SA101, 1698 nucleotides long. The record is from the annotation of a GenBank genome assembly. NCBI's taxonomy places the organism in Eukaryota, Fungi, Glomeromycota, Glomeromycetes, Entrophosporales, Entrophosporaceae.
AUGUUACGCACUGUACAAGAAGAAAUAAAUAAACUCUAUUUUAGUGAACCCAUUUCAGCAAUGGAAUUUGUAAACAUUGAUAAUGAAGUUUCUGAAGAGUUUUCUGAUGCAGAAAUUAUUGAAACAGUACAUCCUUCACAAAAUAAUGAAGUUGCUGGAGAUGAAGAUGAAGGAAUUGAACCUGAACCUUCUAUACCAAUACCACAAGUGUUAUCACAUGAUAUGCACACAAGACAUGGUGGAUUAUUGGCUGCUGGUGAAAUAUCUUUAGCAUGGUCAGAAAUCAAUGGAAAUGAUAGAAGUUGGGUUGAAAUUCAUAAAAAAUUAAUCGAGGCAAAUUGGCCUAUUACAAGUGAUAUAAUGGUUGUUUGGAAAGAAGUUGUGUAUGAUCUAUUAAGUAGAAAAGAUGAACAUGGACAAGAUGUGGCUGUUAGGGCGGCUAAGGAAAUACCAAUGAGAGAAUUUUUAACCACGCUUAUUUUUGGUAAUAUAAUUGACGAUCUUUGUUAUCGAACUUCAAUCUUUACAAUUUCACAAAACGCAGAUGGAUGGAUUAUGAGAUUCUUGAAAAAAAAUGAAGAAUACGAAGACGAUUCAUCUACUGCAAAGGAUGAAAAUUCAGACCAGGAUGAUGUUGAACAAGAGAGAAUUUUAAGAAAAUUAAUUGGUUUGAGAAAAUGGUCAAACCAAUUAUUGAAUUGUUUUGUUUCCUAUAUAAAAUCAGCUAUAGCUCAAUCAAUGAUUGUAAUUAAAUUUGGGGCUACAGAUAAUCCUGAUAAUGUUCAAGUUCCUAAAAUUUUGAAAAGACUUUUUAAACUUUUAUAUUAUACCAUGAAAAUUUGUGGCUAUAAAACAAUUGUAUCAGAUUUGGAACCAACAUUUUAUUUUAUGCUAUUACAAGAUCCAAAAGAUUAUAAUGGUUGGGAAACAAGAUAUGUGUUAUUGAUAUGGCUUUCUCUCAUUUCUAUGAUUCCAUUUGAUUUAAAAACAGUUGAUAGCAGGACUAGCACAGGAAGUGAUAAGAUUCCUCUUGUUGAAAAUAUGAUAAGGUUAUCAAAAUUUUACCUUGAAGCCACUGGGAAAGAAAGAGAUGGUGCUGCAAUAUUAUUAUCAAGAUUAUUGACAAGAUGCGAUAUGGCUGAAAAAUAUUUGAAUAAUUAUGUUCAAUGGGAAAGAGAUGAAGCAAGAAAUAACAAAGACGUUUUUACAAUUACAGGAAUAUUUACAUCAUUAUGUGCAAUCUAUAAACUUGGUCAAAGACAAUCUUUACUUCCAACAUUAGAAACUGCAUGGCAAUGUCUCUUUAUUCUUGAAGAAAAUCAAAUGUUUACAAACAAUGCUUUAGUCAGAAAAAUGCUGGUAAAAUUGGCUCAAGGAUUUGGAUUAUGUUAUUUAAAACCUAAAAUUGCAUCUUGGAAUAAUUUACAAACUACAUCAAAACCAAACAUUGAUCCUUCAAAUAUACAAAAAUCAUUAAAAGAAGAAGGGGAGGAAGAUGAAGAAAUUCCUGAUCAUAUUGAAGAAAUUAUUGAAAUUUUAUUGAAUGGAUUGAAACACAAGGAUACAGUUGUACAUUGGUCAGCAGCAAAAGGACUUGGCAGACUUUCACAGUGUUUACCACAGGAACUUGCAGAUGAUGUAAUUGGAUCAUUGUUUGAACUAUUUUCUGAGAAUGCUUAUAACGAAAUAACCUGUUAG